CAUCAGUAUCCAGGAUAAUAAUGAUUGUCACAUAAAAAAGAAAGCAAUAAAUAUUUGCUUCAACAUUUUGAAAAUUUUUUUCUACCCAUUUUGAGGCACCAGAAGACAUGAAGACUUCACUAAGCAUGUGUGGAUACAUUACAAACACUCUAUGGGGAGCUUUGUUUACAAGGAAAUUCCAAUUUAAGAGGCUCAUGAAUUAGAGAUAAAAGCAUGAGUGUCCCUAGAGCAGGGCCUCAAGUCAUUGCAUAUUUUCAGCUUAUUUUAAACAAGUUGGGGAGAAACCUGUCAGACACUGGAUAUGCAUUUGACAGAUUCUGCUAGCAUCAUACACCAAAGAGUAACCAAAUAUUGUCCAGAUUGGACUUUCCGCUGAUUAACUAUUGUGUGUAUAUAUUUUAGAAAAGAGUAUUACCAACAUAUUCCAAGUAGUGAAAAGGACUUCUAGAUGCUUUAUUAUCAUGAAGAAUGCCCGACAUCAGAAAAGCUAAAUGGAGCCCCGUAGUUGAAAUGAGGACCUCCAGGAUAACCUCCAUCAGCAAUGACCUUCCAAACCCAUUUAUAACACUUUCCGUGAGAGGAAGGACCUCCUUCAACCACCCAGAGCCCAGCCUUCAGUCCACCUGCUUUCACAGACUCCUGCAUGGACAAGAAGCUACAUAUGACCAGUAGUCCCUGGCCACACUUCAGCUCUCAUGGUAGUGCACAACUUGAAAGAUUUGUCUGUUCAUCUUGUCAAGUCUUUCUCAAGAUCAUUCCCAACAGCUUUCAUGGAAAAUAAAUCAGAGGUGACUGAAUUUAUUCUGGUGGGGUUAACAGAUGCCCUCGAGCUACAGGUCCCCUUAUUUAUUCUCUUCACCCUCAUCUACCUCAUCACUCUGGUGGGGAACCUGGGCAUGAUCCUGUUGAUCCUGCUGGACUCCCGUCUCCACACUCCCAUGUACUUGCUCCUCAGUCACCUGUCUCUGGUGGACUGCAUUUAUUCUUCAGCUAUCACUCCCAAAGUCAUGGCGGGGUUUCUCACAGGAGAUAAGAUCAUAUCCUACCAUGCUUGUGCAGCCCAGAUGUUCUUUGCAGGCUUUAUCGCUGUUGAGAGUUUCCUGCUGGCCUCGAUGGCCUUGGAUCGCCAUGCAGCCGUGUGUAAGCCCCUGCACUACACCACCACCAUGACGAGCACUGUGUGUGUCCUGAUGGUCACCGCCUCCUAUGCCUGUGGGCUUCUGCAGGCUUCUGUCCAUAUAGCCUUCACGUUCCAUCUCUCCUUCUGUCGUUCCAAUGUGAUCAAUCACUUUUUCUGUGACAUUCUCACACUUCUGGCUCUUUCUUGCUCUAAUAUCUACACAAACGAGAUUGUGCUUUUCACGUUGGCAGCAUUUGAUAUUUUUUUCACUCUCUUGGUCAUCUUGAGCUCUUACCUGUUCAUUUUGGUUGCUAUCCUGAGUUUGCAUUCGUCUGAGGGUCAGAAGAAGGCCUUCUCCACCUGUGGGUCCCACCUCACAGCUGUUUCCAUCUUCUAUGGAACCAUCGUCUUCAUGUACUUACAGCCCAAUUCCCGUCACUCCAUGGACACAGAUAAAAUGGCAUCUGUGUUCUACACAAUGAUCAUCCCCAUGCUGAACCCCCUGGUCUACAGCUUGAGGAACAAAGAGGUCAAUCGUGCAUUCUGGAAGGUUGUUGGAAAAGCAAAAUCCUCACUAGGCUUAGUCUGUUAAUUGUGUGUUGCUUGCAAAAAAAAAUUUUAAAACAUUCAUUGGGCAUCCAGUGCUUAAUAAUAUUAUGUAAUUACAAUUAUUCCUUUUCUUUUAU
This is a messenger RNA of Ictidomys tridecemlineatus (thirteen-lined ground squirrel), 1806 nucleotides long. Its product is annotated as olfactory receptor 5B12. The record is from RefSeq and is a predicted model, not a curated record. Gene Ontology annotation, molecular function: olfactory receptor activity; G protein-coupled receptor activity. Gene Ontology annotation, biological process: G protein-coupled receptor signaling pathway. Gene Ontology annotation, cellular component: membrane. Lineage: Eukaryota; Metazoa; Chordata; Mammalia; Rodentia; Sciuridae.